This is a messenger RNA of Spodoptera littoralis (African cotton leafworm), 1757 nucleotides long. Lineage: Eukaryota; Metazoa; Arthropoda; Insecta; Lepidoptera; Noctuidae. The record is from the annotation of a GenBank genome assembly.
AUGAACACAUUGGAUCAAGAUUCGAUGCCACCGAAGCGAUCUUUGAAUAGUCUUAUUAUCCACCCGGAUGUAGAACCGGGUGUAAUCGAUAAUGCUAUGCUCAUUCGAUGUAUUUUAGAAAAUGGUCCAACCGAAGAGGCUGGUAGACUUUUUGCUGAAGAAGGUGUACAUCUAGAUGAAGCUCAAGAAGUGAGACUUGAAUUCCAAAAAAUACUAAGAAUCGAUCAUCUCUGGAUGCUAAAGUCUUUAAGAAAGCUUACUUUAGCUCACAAUUUAAUUGAGAAAAUAGAACAUUUAGAACUACUCACAGGACUCAAUGAGCUUGACCUAUCCUUCAAUAAGAUUGAAAUGAUCGAGAAUUUGGAUGCAUUAGUCAAUUUAGAAGUGUUGACAUUGUUCCAUAAUAAAAUACGGAAACUGGAAAACUUGGACGCGCUAGAAAAUCUUCUCGUAUUCAGCAUUGGAGACAAUAAGAUAGAAGAUUUUAAGGAGAUGGCGUACCUUCGCAGAUUUCGUAAAUUACGCUCGGUAAGUUUCAAAGGAAACCCAUGCUGCGACGAUCCCAUGUCCUACCAGUUCUUGAAAGCAGCUCUUUCGAGGGUCACCUACCUGGACUAUAAGAUUGUUACUGAAGAAGAGAGGGAGAACGGGAGAGCAAUGUUCAGAGGUCUUUUACGGAAAAUGGAUGAAGCGGAUGAGAAGACGGAACAGGAGAGGAUAGCUAAAGAGGAGUACGAUGCAAAAGUCACGUUCUACGCCAUGUCCUUCGUGGAAUACCUCAGUGGACCUGAACUCAUAGAAACCAUGUUUGAAAAGGACCCUGACGGACAGAUACUUCUCAGCUUUGGUGGAGAACUUCAAGCGUAUUAUGAUCAAAGACAUCUUGCAAAUCCAUCAGCUCUCUUACUUAUUACAGGUUCAUUCAUUUACAGAUAUAGAGAAAACUACGUAGAAACGAUGGCUAAUCUGGUAGAAUUUGCCCAAGAAGCAUACAAGGACAGACAACACGAAAUCAAACUGUUUAAGAACCUCGUAGAUAGUGCUCUCGAGGACAGUGUCGCGAAAAGUAAGAAAGUGUUAGAAGAGUUCCAAGCUAAGAAGAAGCCGAUAAUGGCUCAUGUCGCAGAAAUUAGCAACAAGUUCACGACGAAACAGAUCAGCUUGGAGCAGAUGGAACCGAUGCUGUUGGAGAUUGGGGAAUCAUACCAUGAGCUGCUGUAUGAGCUGUGGAAGAGCCUCAUGACUACUGAGAUGCAGCUGUUUGAACAAUGCGAGGACUCUCGCGUCCAAUUCUCAGUGAAUAUGACGGAAAUGGUGACGAAGUUGCUGGAGGUGUCUCGCAUGGCGUUCGGAUCGUGGCGUGAGCACGAGGGCGUAUGGUCCACGCGACAGUUUGAGGUGCUUUCUAAAUACCUCGGAAACAAGAUCAUGCUGGGAGAUGCGUCGCCUGAACUUUUCGAUGUAAUGAUGGAUCGCGACCUCUUGAUGAACCUCGUGGCUGCAUCAUCGGACACUCACAUGCGCUUCAUAGAUGCACGGGAAGAUCUGCUCACGUCCCGUGCUAAUGCCUGGCGUGAAGACCUCGUCCAAGGAACUAAUGACAAUGAAAUAAAACGAAACAGGGACAGAAUCCUGGAGAUUAACUACUUCAUAGACAACCAGCGCGAGGAGUGGGCGGACAUGCACAUGGCACUAACCGAUACUGUAGAUCCUGAUGCUGUGGCCUUGUUGGGAGAAGAUUUUUAACACUAUUAUUA